This is a messenger RNA of Aplysia californica (California sea hare), 8847 nucleotides long. Its product is annotated as serine-rich adhesin for platelets. The record is from RefSeq and is a predicted model, not a curated record. NCBI's taxonomy places the organism in Eukaryota, Metazoa, Mollusca, Gastropoda, Aplysiida, Aplysiidae.
GAUUCGUUUAAAUUUUACAUUCUAUUUUUUAGGUUAACUUAAAAACAUGCGUCAUAUCCUUCACGUUGUACCUGCGGCGGUGAAGGAAGAGUAUACAAACAAUAAUAAUGAUCGUGUCACUGGUGGAUCUAUCGAUUUUGUGGAGAAAGAAAGGUUUUACUGUAAUAGCAGGAUAAAUUUACAUAUGGAAAUAAAAAAUGGACUCAUUUGACUCCUCCGAAUUCCCGGCUUUGAACUUUGACACUGAAUUUGAGUCAGUAUUGACGCCUGCAUCAGUGCCAGUGAAUGGAAAUGGAGCUUCCUCGUCUUCAACAUUUCAUUUACCCGCAGGUUCCUCAACAUUUGGGAUUUCCCCUCUUUGUACAGGAUGUCAAAAGUACAAAUUGGAAAUGGAACGCAUGGAUCAGGAGCAUCGUACAAAUUUCCAGUUCCUUAAGAAGAAAAUUAUUGGAACAGACUUGGUUAUCCGAAGAUUUAAAAGCAAACAAGAUGAGAGUGAAGCUCAGGUCGGAAUGGUAGAGAGCCUGAAGAAGAAACUGGUUCAAGCCAACAGAGACUCCACCCUGCUGUCAGAACAGCUGAGGUCGACAGUGGAAAGUAUCAAGCCUUUGGAGGAGGACAAGACUCGUCUAGAAGGAGUGGUGAGGAGAAAAGACGUGGAGAUCCAAAAUUUGCAUACGAGGCUAAAGGCGGAGGAGGCUUUCAAGACUCAAAAGACGGCGUGGGACGAAAGGAACUUCAACAUGGCUCAGACUGUGGCUGGCCUGGAGAAAAAGAACUACAGCCUCAACACUAGGAAUCGUGUACUGGAGUCCAAGAUGUCCGAUCUGGAACAUGAAAACAAGUCCCUGAAUAUGCGAUGUUCUUUCUCAAACCGGAAACUGGAAGAGAUGUCAACUGUUUUGAAAAACGCGGAGGUUGAGGUGAAAAAGCUCUGGGCACUGUGCAAAUCUAAUGGUCUGGUCCAGGGAAAACGGCCUGCUGUUGUGCCGCAACGUUUGAAGUCUUUGAUGAGGAAGUUCUCCUCAGGUCAAGGAAAAAGACAAGCGGAGGAAGAAAGUAGAGCAGAAGACAAGGACAGCGACGAGGACACGAGUGCGUUGUUGGAGGACAUGGUGUCAGAUCACGAAGACGACAGCUGUUUGGAAAGUAUCGCCGACGACCUUGACUCUGUGGCCAGCGGUGAUGAGGGCAGUCCCAGGGGGGAGAUGAACGAGACGUUGAAGAAUAGUGUCGACAGUUCUGCCGGAAAGUCAAUCUUAAGUACUCAUUGUGUCCCUGGAAAUUCAGUUUCAAAUAGUGGCCCCACUAGCGGUGGGAAUUCAGUCUCAAACUGUGGUCACACUCUCGUUUCGCUGAAGGGGCGGGAUAGAAAGAAAAAGGAAGUCAUUGGAAACAAAAGCAAUAGAGAUGGGCAGAGAGGGAAGCUGAUUGGAGUCGGGCGGAAAGAAAGUGGGUCAGAGGAUGAGGCAGCGAAAACCGCAGACAAGAACUGUGUAAAUACCAACCUGAAGGGUAAAGUAGGUCAAGGUAGUAGCAAGGUUCAUAUUCUGCCUUUCAGUAUUAAGCCACACUCUUCAGUGAUGGGGGCAAAGAGCGUUGGAAAGAGAGCUCCACUCAUAAAGUCAUGUGUGAAAGAAUUGGGGGAAAGUGCCGCACAAACUCUGCCUGCGAAGGAUUCUCUUCAACAGCAGCGAAGCGACAAGGAAAAUGAAGCAGGCGAUCGGGACGACGAUGAUGAAGAGAGUGACUGGGAGGAUGAGUUAGGAGCUGCUGACUGUUUUAACAAUGAUGUGGGAAUGGAGAAAGAAGAGGAGGAGGAGACUGCUCAUGGGGCUAUUCAGCCACGUGGGAAGAGUCCCGGUGUUGGUGACGACGGGGAGGAGGAGGAUGAGGACAUGGAGGAAGAGGAGAGGUCGCCAUCGGUCAGUUUGGAAGCGGUGUUCAGCUUUGCCCACAUCGAGAACAUUUUGUCUCCGCUGGCCCCGACGCCUUCUCCUUCCCCCAGGCCACGCUCGGUGUCUCCUGUCAGUCGGAGAAGGAGCCCCUCCCCUUGUAGUACCUCAAGGACGAACAGACCAGAUACAGAGGCAGGGAACACACGCAGAGACAACGAGACACCUCCACCACCCCGCCACUCUGCCGACGUUCAUGGCACGGGUGUCAAGGUCAAGUCGACGUCUGCUGAUGUCUCCAAAAGCUCUCCACACGCAAGGUCUGAGGCUGAGGCUGAACUGGCUGCCGUGCUGAGCGAGACAAAGGCGGAUGAGGGCUGUGGCAACGUGGUGGAUGCCGAGGUGGAAGGUAUUCUGGCUGGGGGGAGUGUCGUCCGUGGUGGGGAGAUGACGACGAAGAUGAUGACGUCUGUUGAGCCCAAGGCCUCUUUGAUUCAGCGGCGGGAGAUAGAGGCGGAAGGAGAGGAGGGUACGGUGGAGGGAAAAGAACAAGGUGCUAUGUUGUUCUCAGGUUCUGAUAGCCAGGAUGUGGAGCGGCCUUCAGUGUUUUCCAUGUCUUCCGCUGCUGCAGGCGCAGUGAGAAAUAACGAGACCUUGACCUCCUCUGCUGCGGCGUCUGCCAGUGAAACGUGUGCUACACUUACUCCAUCUGACUCAAGUCAGGGUCAAGGUCGGGUUGUCUGUCCCUCUAGUAGUUCUUCAGCUUUAGUCGUAGGAGGCAGGGAUGCCUCAUUGAGGCGAGAGACAACUACCACCACCUCCAUCUCAUCCACAACCCCUAUCACAACCACCUCUACGGUGACCAGCUCAGUGUGUGCGGAAGUAGACGGUACUGUUACCACUACCACCGCUGCUGCUUCUGGUGCUGCUACCAGUAUUGGAGCUAGUGUAGAAGGAAAUUCCACUAUGUCUGCACCCCCCAACGAUGCUGUGAACAACAGCGGCAACGAAAGCGCAAGCUCUGAUCUGGUGAGACUCGACGCAGUGGAUGAUGAAUCGGCGUUAGACGAUUUUCUUUUCUGCUCCUCCAGCAGUAACGAUGGCCCUAGAGAGAAAACGGCGUCUGGAGUGAAGGACGGAGAGAAAAGGACGUCUGGAGCGAAGGACAGAGAGGAAACGGCGUCUGGAGCGAAGGACGGAGAGAUGGAAUAUGGGUCUGAGAUGGAAGGUGCGAGCUGCGCUGUGGACCACCGUCACACUGGUGGUGGCGAGGGACAUCCGUCUGUCGCAGCAGGAGAACCUGUAGCCGUUGAGUCUGGGAGUGGGAAGAGAAAUCCCUCCACUGACUUGACUGAGGUGAUGGGGGAUAUUAGUGACCUGAGCAGCGUCGAUGAGGAUGAUGACGAUGACUAUAGCAACAGCGAUAAUGAUGAUGGAAGGGUGGCGAGUGCUGAUUAUUCUGGAAAGAAGAAAAAAUUGCUAGUCAACAAAAGUGCGACUUCUUCCGGUCUCAAAGAAGUUUGUGGUGGCAAGUCUGUGAUAUCCGGAGUUAAAACAAAAGGUCGUGUUGGUGCGAGGGUCAAGAAGACACCUGUUAAGACAUCUGUACCUAAGGGUCCAGGGUCUACGAAUACCUUGACCAAAAGUGCUGAAGUGAUAGAAGAACUGAGUGACCUAAGCAGUGAUAGCGAUGAUGAUGAUAACAAAGGUGUUGUUGGAAGUGUGAAAGAUGUAAAGAAUUCGGGAGCAAAAAGGACCGUGGCUGUCUCAUUGUCUUCGGGUGAUAAAGAAGAAGUUAUUCGUAAACAUGUGACUCCUGCUGUUAGCAGCGAGGGUAAAAACAGAAACUUGUCUAGUGUGAUAGAGCGGAGUGCUUCUUCUUCCACUCCUCCUGUGCCAUCUUGUGAUACUUCUAGCAGCAGCAGCUCUAGAGUGGGUCGUGGUAAAAGUCCCGCUGUUUCUGUGAUAAACGACCCUAAAGAAGAUGUUCCUAGUCUCUGUGUGAAACGAGGCUCGAAAGCCGACUCGAGUGGAAAGAAGGACUGUGGGUCGGGAGGGGGCGGCAGGAAAGGGACAGGGUCUGUGAAGACUGUGACGACGAAAGGCAAGCUAAUGCUGAAGGAGCAAGGACUCUGUCUCUCUAGUGACUCUGAUGAUGAGUCGGGCAACGAGUCGGGAUCAGCGAUGAUGGGAAGUGGUGGAAAGAUUGAGGACAGUGCGUGUGGUGUCAGCGAGAACGGCCAUGCAGAUGCAGCAGUCUCGCCGGCAGCUCCUCGGGACACGAGCAGCAAGGUGGUAUCUACGCCUGCUGAUGUGGAAACUGGGGCUCCCACCUGCGUUGUGCAAAGUGUUGGAAGACGCAGGUCAAGUCGCCUCAGUGAGAGCAGUGUCACGUCAACCACCACACAGCUGGGAGAGCCUGAGGCUCAGAUUUCUUCAAAACGAAAGGGUGGUUCUGAUGAGGCUGGUAGAACGGAGAGAGGUGAGCAUGUUCUCUCGUUGGUGGCAAGUCCUGGUUUGAAAACUGCUGGGUCAAGUGUUCAGCUCUGUGGAAUUGGAAGAGCUGUGGCGGGUAGAAAGGACAUAUCUCAGGAGAAACAGUCGUCAGAGCAACCAGCUCGUCCCACAAUCAACACACACCCACCCACUGACAAAACACACCCCUCAACAACAGAUGACAAAAACUUGAAUGCUGAAAGUCAUUUUACAAGCACUCACAGAGAAAACGAGGUGUCCUCAGGACACUUGAAAAAUACUGAAUCCCCUUCUGAAGGGAAAUCGCAGAGUGUUUCGGAAAGUUCUAAUGCUGCAGCUUGUCAAAAGGAUGCGAAUGUGCGGAAGACUUUGCCUGUAAAGCCCUUGAAUAGUGAUGCAGAGAGCCCCCAGGGGUCACAAAGAAAGCUUCAAAUGGCCUACGCUGCUCAACAGCUGAGCAAAAUGAUUGCCAACGCCAAAAAUAGUAUUUCCAAGAGGAAGAAAGCGAAGGAGAAGAUGACAGCAAAGAUGGACACGUCAAUUGGGACUGCUCGAGCUGCCAUGAUGAGAAGAACACGGGGGAACGACAGAAGGAUGGAAGCAGAGGAGGAAGAAAAGGCAGAAGAUGAUCCUCAUGGUUGUACCUCUGGUUUCAAACAAGCAGUAGAUAGCGACAAUGAUGUCGACAGUUCUGUUGCAGAAGUCAGUCAGGAAGAGGGUGACGUGCUUAACGAUAAAAAGAUUUCUCUCACAAAAGAACAUGAGAAACUUCAAGAUGUGCCAAAGAGUGGAAAGGGUGUGAAGACACAGCCCUUAACAGAUGACAAAAGCCUGAAUGCAGAUAGUCAUAUAACAAACUCUCAUAGUGAAAACGAGGCAACUUCGGAGCACUUAAAAAAGAGUGGCAAAGAUGAGGACAUGGUCUCUGCUGCUGAAUUGACCCGUGAAAACAGUGGUGCAGUUGUCUCUGGAAAAGUCCCCCGGAAGAAGACACGCAGGAGAAUUGUGACAGCUUCUAAAGCUAAAAAAGACCUUUCUGUCUCGGGCAUUGGAGUUGUAGCAAGUUCGAAAGCCCAUUCUUCCCAGGCCAAAACUACAAAUGCCGUUGUCAAACCAAAUGACUCGGAUGUAAACUCAAGUGACCUUGACACCAGUAGCCUUUCAUCUGAUUCGGAGGUGGGCGCUGCUGAUCUCAGCUCACCUCGACGACGACGCCCUCUUCCUGGGUCAAAGAGGAAGUCAGAAGAUGAUUCGAAGUUUCUCAAUAGUGCCGAUGCGCUUUCUUGUGAUAGUGAGGAGAAAACUCUCCCUCUUAUGAAAGAAGAAAGUAAUAUUAUCUCCAUAAAAGAAGAUGCAGUUUCAAGUGUCGCCUCUAGUCUCAAAACACCUAAGACAUCAGUGCUGAUAGAUCACGGAGAUGUAAAAAGGAAUGACAGUAGCCGUUUGAAACAGAAACGGUCAAAGUUACAAAGCUUCAGAAACAACGGCGGCUGUGUUGGUAGUGGUUCUAGUGUGGAUCCCUCCAAAAUCAAAAGCAAAGAAUUUGUGUCGACGUCGUCUGAAGGUGAAAGCUCAGAUGAACUCGAAAGACAGCAGAGAGCGGAUGACACCAGUGUUGAUCCUUCCUGUAGUAAAAGUAACGGUGAUCCUUCCUGUGGUAAAAGUAACGGUGAUCCUUCCUGUGGUAAAAGUAACGGUGAUCCUUCCCAUGGUAAAAGUAACGUCGAUGGGCCCGUGUCAGAAAGUGCAUCUUCUCCAGUGUCAUCGUCUCAGGUGUUUGGUCAAACUGAAAAUACUUUGUCGUUCACGACCAUUGAUCGUUACGAGAGCUCUGAGGGCCCUCAGCCGAGGCAGAGGAUUGUCAGGUCCUUUCUGUCUCUCGGAUUUUCUGUGGAUGUUGGCGAGAAAGAAGCGAUGCAGACGGAGUCUGAUUCGGACAAUGAAACCUGUGAUGUGGACCAGAAAGACGAUUCCCCUCCGUCGCUGACCCAGUCAGGGUCCUCUGUGAAGGCCUCGGAAAACUCUGCUUUUAGUAUUGUGAAGUCACCCAUGAAACGAUCAACUUGUGAGGUCAAUAGCUCAUCUAAUGCAGAUGCAGCAGACAUUUCAGUGAAGGGGAAUUCCAUUUAUUCUGGAAUGUCCAUUAAUGGGUUGGAACAUUCCCAGCCAACAAAAUCGUCAGGCUCAAAACGCAACGAGUCUUGUACCGUAAAUACUUCCGACCCGUCAACCCAUGCAUCGCCAGCACGAAAGGAGUUGCUUUUUAGAGAUGUCAAGAGACAGAACAAGGCAAGUUCUGUGACCGAGGGGCUUGGUAAUGACAGCGAGGCUGGGGGUGGUGGUGGUACUGUCAAGAAAGGAAGACAUAAUGAAAGCAAUCGCAAGACCCAACCUCUGACCUUCAUAAACUUUGUGAAGUCAGACAGUCUUCUGCCUCAGGGAGCGUCAGUCUCAGGAGAACAGACAGCGACAGAUGGGUCAAAGGUUAAUGAAGAAGGACCUGGAGAAGUCCCCACUCCGGUUUACGAGACGGAGAAUUCAGCAGAUAAAGGUUUAAGUCAGGAAGAGCAUGGUUCCGGAAUGGUCGCAGCGUCUUUGAAAAGAAAACGGAGUGAUGAUGAUGACGACAAGUUGUCACAAUCCGAAGGCUGUCUGUCAAACGACGACGGCCCCUCUGUGUCAUCGCCGCCAAAACACGCCAAACUCAGCCACGACGACUUUGAGGUCGCCGCUCUCUCGCAGGCUUUCAGCUUUUUCGACCUGCCCCGCAUCGUGUCCCCGCUGGCACCCACCCCAUCCCCGUCCGCCGAUCGCAUGUCGAGACGACAGAGCCCGAACCCGCCUAAGAUGCCCCUCCUGGCUGCAGAGACGACAGAACCGGGUGACAAGAUCUCCACAACUACGACGACUGGGUCCACUUCCUCUACCUCUACUUCUGCUGGUGGCAGGACUGGCAUGAAGGCAGCGCCGGGCAGUUUGUCGCAGCAGAUGCUAGAGGCGAAGAAAGUGCUGGCCAGACGGAAACUGGCUCAGACGGAAAAGCAGAGCUGUCCUGUCGUUAGGAAUCAAAGAAGUGCAACAGCCGCCGGCAAAGAAAGUGGGAAAUCAAAGCAGGGUCAAGGGUGGAGGGGUCCCCCCGGGCCAGCGGUGUGGUUGACAAGAGGAAUAGUUGUUGCUGAGGCAGUGGAUAAAUACCUACGGACCAAAACCAACAAUGUGUUCGACCAACUGUUGUCUGCUUGCGAAAGUACGGAGGGAAUCAUCGGCCGGUCGUUUGUCAGCAAGGAGGAAAGAGCCAUAGGAGAUUUGGUGCUGAGAUGCUUUCAGGAGGAACAGCCUCUUGACAAGUCUGUGCUAUUCAGCCGCGUGUGGACAUCCAUCUUUAGCCACGACAGUUUGCCGCAGCACGCAAGGUUGGCUUUGUGUCGACUUUUCACUCUCCUGUGCAUGGAUCAAGGCGACCUUGAGCAGGUGCGAGUGCUGAUGUACAACAUGGCCUGGUGCGGCUACCUGGACGUGGUCCGGCUGACGCUGUCUGUGGUGGGCGUGUGGCCGGCCACGCUCGCCUCCAGCUUCCUGGCGGGCUGCUCGGCCAUCGGCGACGUGCUGGGGCUGGUGCUGCGGGACAAGGCCAGGGGAAGUCCCGAACUGGUCAGUGGUGGCUGUUCAACCUUUGACCUCAAACUCACAAGGAACGAUCUUAGGUCAAGUCUUCAACAAGUUCAUCUCUAAAAAGCCUGGCGUUCUGGAAGUGGAGCUGGAGUGUGUGGAGGCCCUGCUGGAGAUGUUGCCCCUGUGCGCCGAUAAAGGCCUUGAGAUCCUCAACCGGUGGCUCGCCGGAAACCGCAAGCGCUGCCCCAACCAGACGUUCGCCAAGAUCAUGCAGGCCAAGAGCCUGCUCAGCCUGAAGAAAGCCAAGUGAUUGCGGUCACGAUGAUGCGACAUCUGUGUGGCUUGUGCUGUGCCCUCUCUCGCACCGCGGCUCAGCCAGAAGAAAACCAAGUGAUUGCGGUCACGUCUCAGAGCGACAUUUGUGACUUGUGCGGUGCUCUCUCUCGCGCGCGCGCACUGCGGUUCAGCCAGAAGAAAUCCGAGUGGUCACGGUCACAUCACAGCGUGACAUUUGUGACUUUUGCAGCGCUCUCUCUCUCUCUCUCUCUCUCUCUCUCUCUCUCUCUCUCUCUCUCUCUCUCUCUCUCUCUCUCUCUCUCUCUCUCGUUCUCUCUCUCGCACCGCGGCUCAGCCAGAACAAAGUCAAGUGAUUGCGGUCACGAUGACGCGACGUUUGCGGCUUGUGCUGUGCUGUGCUCUCUCGCGCGCUGCGGUGGUGGUCACUUUGUCGUUAUUAUCAAGCUGUGCUGUGAACUUGAAUGGGAAAAUGACUGGCUUGUGUCCCGUCCUGCGCUCUCACAUGACCUUAUGCUGUUGCCAUCGCCGUAAAACUUUUUACCUAGGUGGUUGGCGGGUGUUCUGGUGU